Crotalus tigris (Tiger rattlesnake) is the source of this 982-nucleotide messenger RNA. RefSeq names its product chromosome unknown C8orf82 homolog (gene CUNH8orf82). The record is from RefSeq and is a predicted model, not a curated record. Lineage: Eukaryota; Metazoa; Chordata; Lepidosauria; Squamata; Viperidae. The coding region runs from base 145 to 762 and encodes 205 amino acids. The transcript has 3 exons.
CGCACCGCCGGCGGAACCUUUCUGCCCGCUCCGCGUGCCGGGGGGGAGCGCUUCCGUCGGCGUAAGGGUCCCCCAUAGCGCUUCCGGUAGAAUCAACCGUGUUCUCCUCUCCGCCGCGGCCCACUCUGCCAGACCGGAGCCGGGAUGCGGCUGCUGCGGGGCGGGCUGGGCUUCCUGCUGCGCCCGGGGAUCCGUCGCGGGCCUGGCCAGCCUCUCUACCAGCAAGGCCAGAGCCCCUCGCCGCGCACCCGCGAGUACUUCUACUACGUCGACCACCAGGGACAGCUUUUCCUGGAUGACGCCAAAGUCAAGAACUUCAUCACUUGUUUCAAAGACAAGCAGUUCCUGGUCUUCUUCUUCAAGCAGCUCAAGCUGAACCGCAGCGGCCGCUACGAGGACUCCUUCCCUUACCUGUCGCCUUGCGGCCGGGAGCACAACUACCUCCGUUGCGACGACCGGCCCGUGGUCUUCACCCACCUCCUGGAAGGGCCCUCCGGCCAGCAGCUGCUCUCCUUCUGCGGGGGCGCCGACCGCCUGGCCCUGCCCUUCCAGCCGGAGAAGCUGGUCAUGUUGCCCGAGAACGGGCGGGUCUAUCACCCGGGGCCGGAAAAGGCCGGCGGGGUGGGACUGGUCAAGUCAUCCUUGGCCUUUGAGCUGAGCCCUGGCUUCGAGUACCAAGACGGAGCCGGUCGGCCGCCCACUCACUUCCGCUGGCAGGAGAAGAGGUACGCGCUCACCAACGAGCUGCUGCCCUUGAUCUGAGGCCGUCGCAAAGCGAGGACUCCCUGUCGACGCUUGGGACCGUCGUGAACAUCUUUGGCUUGACAGCAACCCAAACCACGUCCCUCCUACCGGUCUGGGCGCCUUGGGUUGAUCCGAGGAGAACAUCUCAAGAAGGUCGCUGGAAGUGUCUAUCCAGAACCCCAGUUGGGCAAGGAUCCUGGACAAAUUCUCUGGGAAUAAAAUCAUUUUAUGGCUUGUG